Durio zibethinus is the source of this 1195-nucleotide messenger RNA. The record is from RefSeq and is a predicted model, not a curated record. Lineage: Eukaryota; Viridiplantae; Streptophyta; Magnoliopsida; Malvales; Malvaceae.
UUUCUUGAACUCCCAAACCAAUUCAUAGCUCAGCUGCUCAAAUAUCAGUUACUUUAGCUUUGAUCAUGGCUGCGAUUCCUUUCUUUUCACUUCUUCUGCUCCUCUGCUCCUUGGCUUUGCCUACCCCUUCCUUAGCCACCGCUAGAAAACUCUCAGCUCUUGUUGAACAACAACCCCUCAUUCUUCAAUACCACCACGGACCUCUCUUUAAGGGUAAUAUUACUGUUAACCUCAUUUGGUACGGUAAAUUCUCCUCUACACAGCGAUCCAUAAUUGUCGACUUCUUAAACUCCCUCAGCUACGCCAAGACGCCGUCGUCUCCCUCUGUUUCAUCGUGGUGGCAAACGACUGGGAAGUACAAGGGAGGUGGUUCGAGCCGUGUCGUUGUUGGGAAACAAAUUCUUGAUGACAAGUACUCUUUAGGGAAAGCUCUUAAAACUUCCCAACUCACAGCUUUGGCUUCCAACGCUGGAUAUGAACAUGGAGGUACCGUGGUCAACGUUGUUUUGACUUCCGCUGACGUGGCGGUUGAUGGGUUCUGCAUGAGCAGGUGCGGGACACAUGGUUCGGUUCGGGUUAAUAAGAGCAGGUUCGCUUACGCUUGGCUGGGUAACUCGGUGAGCCAGUGUCCGGGUUACUGCGCGUGGCCCUUUCAUCAACCCAUAUACGGGCCGCAAACUCCACCAUUGGUUGCUCCUAACGGAGACGUCGGGGUUGAUGGGAUGGUGAUUAAUUUGGCAACAGUUUUGGCCGGAACCGUAACGAAUCCGUUCAAUAACGGGUACUUUCAAGGUCCGGCGGAAGCCCCAUUGGAGGCGGUGAGCGCGUGUACGGGGAUAUUCGGGAAAGGAGCGUACCCGGGGUAUCCAGGAGAGCUUUUGUUGGAAAAAACGACAGGGGCUAGCUAUAACGCGGUUGGGGUUAACGGGCGUAAGUAUUUGCUCCCAGCGAUGUGGGAUCCUCAAACAUCUACCUGCAAAACACUAGUUUGAGCAAACAAAACUGACAUGGGAAGAGUUAUAUUUUGAUGUUAUUAGGUAUAUGAUGAGCUCUGUAUAAACUUAUAGUUUGGCAAAAUAUUAGGAUACAUGAGGUUUUCUUCUUUCUUGUUUUCUAUACUGAGUAACCUUUGUAUAUCGUUUUGGUUUAAUAAAAAAGCAGUGAAAAGAGAAAUCAUGUUACUUUCCCUUCUGAU